Molecule: messenger RNA, 6156 nt
Organism: Cuscuta europaea
Lineage: Eukaryota; Viridiplantae; Streptophyta; Magnoliopsida; Solanales; Convolvulaceae
Source: the annotation of a GenBank genome assembly
UUCUACCCCUCAGCGCUCAGCAACAAAACCGCACAUCACAUAAAUUUCAUGUUGGAGAAUCAAGUGAAAGACUGAGCAGGAAACUAUUUUCUAAAGAACACGGGAAAAAUGCUUGUGACAUGGUAUUGACACCAACAUGUUCACCAACAGGUUACUACAUCAACCCACAAGUUAAUGAAAAGAUUGCCUUUAUAGCAAUUGAUGGGAACCAAUUCGCCACAAUGUUUAUCGAGAAUGUUCAAGCCAAAACAAUGUACGUUCUUGACCGAUGAAGUGGAUGUGGCAACAUACAUAUUUUUCAAAAAAGAAUCAUCACUAGAUGAUGGCUUCGACACAUUGGUCAAAAGAGAUUUGGAUAUUUGCGAUGGAAAUAGGAAUUCACUUUUCAAUUUAAGUCCUAACAGAAUGAUCGAGCAAGAUGUAAGUUCAACAUUCUUCAACUUUACUAAAAGUAACCGUAAAAGGCUAAUGGUUAGGCUCGUCACUAUAGGUUAUUAACUUAUAUGUAUCUGUACUCACCUUGAAAGAAAGGCUGACUUCCAAGUACAAAGGCCGGCAUUGGUUUUUGCCGACUACAUUUUCAAUAAAGAUAUUAAUACAACGUACAAAUGUUUAUUUUUAACACCAAAUUAGGAGUUAUGAAUACUUUAUUGUUUUCAAUUUUACAACAAUUAAUUUUGACUUGGAAUGCUCCCAUACAAAAAACUCGUUCACAAUAUAAACAUAGAUUUAUUGAAGUUAUGCAAGGUACAAAAGUUUUUUAUAUAAAAUCUUCCACGUUCUUAAAUUUACUAUGAAAAAGGAAUCACAUAAUGUUUAGAAGUUAUUAACUUAUUUUACCUUAGGUCUUUGUUCCGAUGAAUGAUGGAAACUUUCACUGGUAUUUGCUCGUAAUUGAUAUUGAGAAGCAAGAAUUGAUAUAUCUCGAUUCGUGUCUUGAUUCGUCACGAAUGAAACUAAGAGGUGGAAGCAUCAGAUAAGUGGGAAAUAAUUAUCAAAGUGCAUCAUAUUUUAAGUAUGCACCAUGAUUCUUAAAAGGUUAUUUAGUCCUUUAUUUAAGACACAAUAUAUAAAAGACAUGCUACACGAUUGUUCUUUCUACGAGUUUAAACAAACAAGUAGACAUGUGAUUUCACAGUUCAAUCAUGUCACACCAACUGGAUUAAGCCGUCAACAGCCUGGAUCGUAAAUUUUGUCAUAUUAAAAAAAUUAUCAAGUACAUACUUAAUUCAACGUUUUCCGAUUUUUAACAUUAUAACACAAAUGAUUGUGGAGUGGGGGUUUGCACGUGGAUGAUGUCAAUGAGAAGUGAUGAAUACAAGACUGAGGUAAAACAUAUCAUUGACAAACUUUAAUCUACAAAGCUAAAACAGGUUGAGCUUAAUUACGUGAUAAUUUCCUUAAAAUUUACAUGUUGAUGAUAGUAUUGGAUUUGACUUUAGAUGAAUUCAACAAUCUCCGUGAGGCACUCUUGAAGAAGUCAAACGAGCACAUGGUGGAGUUUGAUAUUGAUUAAUUCAAUACAUAUAUGAAUUACACUAUUUGAAUUAGUUCCCAUAUUUAUUUUUAUUGAUUAGUUACAAUUUCUUAUGAUUGCUCCUGAGAUAUCAUCAUCAUUUUCAUUUACCCCAGUGCCGCAAAAGCUCCCACCUAUGGUGGGACUCCUGAGAUAUGUUAGAAUUUUUUAGUUGCAAUUUCGUGAAUUCUCUAUUAUUGACGCUUUAUUACACUUGGUUUUCUUUAUUAAUUAUUGUUAUAUUUCAGUUUUUCUAUUCAUUUAAAACUGUCAGUACUCUUUGCACUGCACAUGAACAUGAAAAUGUUUGUUAAAGGUUUAUAAAGGUUUAAUUACUUUUUCAGUAUGAUCUAUUUGACUGUUUUACCAAAUUUUUAUAUUCUUUGAUUAAUUUAUUGUUAUAUUUCAGAUUUUUCUAUUUCGCGUAUAUGCUUUGCAUUAAUGUGUUUCCCACGACUUUAGGUAGUUAUUUAAUAUCUAGUUGCCACCAAAAUUCAUUGCAUUAAUGUGUUUCCCAAGACUUUAGAUAUUUAUUUGACUCUGCAAUCUUCUUUCCUUACAUCUCAAUAAAAUCUCUUUCCACUCCGAGACACUAUAAUCCUCAAUAUGGUAUCAGAUUUGCUCAGAAAUCGAUCUAACGCUUCUGCCUCCAUCUCACCUUCAUCAUGACAGACUCCUAUUCGGAUCCUACUAAAUCUAAUAAUACAUCAACAUAUACUUCAAAAUACUAGAUCUUUUCUCUUUCAGCCUUGUCCCCCUUUAUCUUUUUUGUCUUAUUGUAUUGUCAACCAGAUACCAACUAUUGUUCUGAAAGGUAAAAGUCUUUUGAAAUCUUAUAUGCAAUCUAUCGGACUAUUCUCAAUUAAGAGUCUUUGGUGCUCUUGCUUAUGCUUCCACCUUGAUUAAUGAAAGAAAUAAAUUUGAUCAUACGGCUUCUAAAUGUGUUUUCAUAUAUUACCCUUUAUGAUAUAAAGGCUAUAAGCUAUAUGAUUUAAUCACACACAAAGUGUUUAUAUCUAGAAAUGUCUACUUUUAUGAAAAUGUUUUUCCCUAUAAAGAUUAGUUAGCUAAUACUUCACCUAAUAGUGUCAAUUCUUCUAAUUCCUUAAAAAAGAAUAAUCCUGAAAUUUUUCAGCAAAUUUAUAACACCUAUUUUCAUAAUUCUGUAAACACUUCUAAUCAAAACUAUUCAGUUCAUGAAAAUGCUAGUGCUUGUGAUUGUCUUAGACAAACAUCAGAUUCUUUCUAUUUGCUCUAUUACUUUAUAGACUCUUUAAUCUCUUCCUCUUAUCUCUAUGUACAACACAAUCAUGCUAUUGAACAUCAACGUCUCAAACAUGAUGAUACAAAAUUUAAUAGGCAUUAAUUUCUCAAUUUAAAAACAUGUGCUUUUGAAUUUCACAAACUUAUAGCUACAUACAUUAAAAUAGAUCAUCAACAUAGCCACUAAUUUCUGUAUAUGGGUUGUGAUGAUGUUUGUCAUAAUCACCUACAUUCACCGAUGAAAAAUGGUUGAUAUCAACCUUCCAAUUAGAUCAUCAAUCCGUAGGGCAAGGAAGAUAGCUGACCUGGAAUCUCCAGAAUCCUCGUGUAAGCGGCGGAACCCUGCAUCUGCUACGUACAUACGAUUGGAAGUAGUAUUGCCUCGACUAAGCGAGAAUCUGAAUCUCUGCACAAGUAGCCGCAGACAGCAAAAAAGAGAGGUAAAAGACCGAUGAGGGGAAACGACGGAAAUAGGAAAUGGAAAUUCAUGAAGCAUUAACGAAGGAUAACGUAACAAAAUUGAUUCAACUAAGUUAGUAAAUAUUAGAGUGGCACACAAGCAAAUUAUAAGGAGUAUACAGAGCUUUUAAUAUUAGAUCUGUAAACUUAACACAUAUGGCAAGCAUUUAAUGGACCAUGUGGACCAAGUACUCUACCCUAAGUAUAUUAAGGUACCAAAGCAAUCACCUAAAUAUAAUAAUGUCAUAUAUAUGUUACUUUGAAUGCGAAGUCUCUCCACUUCGUAUGCAAAGUAAUGAUUUUACAUCCUACCAAACGCGAUCUAAGUGUCAUUUAUAAUUCACUCAUAUACAAGAAAGUAUUUUUAUACUACUUCUAUCCCUUUUUAUUUAGCUAUCCAUAACUUUUUCAGUAAAAAAUGAUAAACUUGGAUCCAUUAUUUUAACUAAUAUAUUUAUGUGAUACUUAAUACGGAGUAAAUUUAUACGACGUAUUUUUAACGAAAAGAAUAUUUUUCAUGUCAUUUUCUUCUUAUCAAUUUUGCUGUAUAUAAAUAUAUAAUUAGUCAAAAAGUUUAAAAUCUGACUUGAAAAAAUAAACUGUGAAAUUAUUAAAUGAAUUAAAAAAUUUCUACUACUCCGUAUUAUGUCACCAAAGCCUAUUUCUGUCCUUCCUCGCCAGUAGCCCCCAAUGGAAAAAUGAAAAUGGAGUUUUGGGUUCCUCUUUUCAAUAUUUUCUUGAAGUCGACAUGCCCAGAAACCGACGCCUCUCUGUGGCUCCAACAAUCUUUCAAGCCCGCGUCUCCAUCCAUAUCAACAACUUCUUUCAUUUCACUACUUACAAGGAAUAUUGACGUCAAUAUCGUAGACCCUUCAUCUCCGACUUCCACCCCAUCAAACCACGCAAAAAGUGUUAUGUGGAUAAGGACGCUGCCCAAUGCAGUUCAAGCUCGCAUACUGUCGUUUCUUUCAUAUGAGAGCGGAAAGUUCCGUAAAAGAGACUUGUGUAGUCUGGCUGAGAAGAUUUUGCGUGACGGAUUGGAGCUUGAUUUCUGGGUAAAGAGCACUGCACAGCAAUUGCUUGAUGUUCUGUCUGAGUCAAAAUAUGAGUGGGCUUCUUGCUCAAAAUUGGAGGAUGAAUUUGGAUCUUUGCCAGAUUGGCUUAAAGAUGUUGCUGGUAAGAGUGAUAAGGUUCUUCCUUGGCUGCCAAUGUCGCGGAAUGAACUCAUUUCAAGAAUGCAAUUCAGUAGUUCCAGUGAAAAUGAUGAUUUGGUUGUUGAAAUUGAAGAGGACAAAGAAGAUAAUUCAGAUGAAAUAAUGGAAGAAGGCAGCCUCAGCUCUUCUGAAGAUGAUGCUUCUUUAGAACCCGGAGUGGAAAAAGUUGCAGCUUGCCUGAAACUCAAGAUACUAAACUCUGAAUCUACAUUUCAAACAAUAGAAAUGGCCAGGGAAAUACAACGGCUUACCAAAGGAGGAGGGAAUGCUUUGGCGAUUUUAAGCUUAAUUGAACCCUGGAAGGCAGAUGAUGAGACGGUCUCUAUUCUAAUUUCCCACCUGGUGGGUGAAAAGGAAGAUGAGCAUGUUUGGCCAAGUUAUAUUCUCUGCUCAUUUGUUCUUCCCAAACUUUUAGAGCUCCACGAACCUGCAUCCCGGGUGCUGAUAACAGCAAUUGUGGAAUACUGCAAGGUUUAUCAGAAAGCCGCGGAAUAUGCUCUAUUGCUUCCAUUGGUGCUAAAAAUUGGAGGCAUAAACAAUCCAAUUUGUGAUGUUAUUACCAGGAUUGUGAAGGAAUGCUUGCACCCUGGCCAUGCUUCAUCCCUCUGUCAGAGACUCAUAUGUGAACAGGAAGCUGCCCCUAAGUUAAUCUGCCUUCCGUGUCACCAAUGUUUGAUUGGCAGUGAAAUGGUAUGGACAGAUUCAUUAUUUGUUUUGAUGCAAAAUAUUCUAAACCAUGACAUUCAUUUGACUCAAGACUCGGUUGACCGAUUAGUUUAUUGCGCUUGCGAGUGUGCCCGAAAGUUCUCCAAGUCUUUGAAGUUCUGCAACUUUUUGUUAUGUUUGGUAAACAAGUGUGGACCUCUGUUGAAGACACAGAAACUAGCUUUGAUGGAUGCUGUUUCACAUACCAGCACACUUGUAACGAAAUCAAUACUAUCAAAGUUAUCUUCCUUGUGAAUGAUGAUGCUUUUCAAACCAUGUGUAGCUAUUGGACUUCCCUUCUCAUCCUUUCUCCAAGAACGGCAUGACGUCGGGCUGUUUAAUCUAAGAUCACACUGUCAAGAUUUUCCCCGAUCUCACACUUUAACCCCAGUACCCCACCAUAACUGUAUGGUCUCAGACCAGAUGAAGAAAAGGGAUUAAACGAUAAAUAAUGACAAAAGACAAGGUCUAUGCCUUUUAUUGAAAUUGCUAUCACCAUUUAUUUAAAGUUGAUGUCAUCUUUUUUGUUUGUUACACACAAACACAUAUAUAUCUACCCUAUUUGAUUCAUUAACAAAACAUCUUUUUGGUAAUGUAUCUCUCUCUAAGUGUGCAUGUGCAUGUGCAUGUUUGUUAGCCCAAGAACACAAUAUGAAUGAUAACAAGAUCCGCAAGGAAUAUAAGAGAUCACGUUAGUUAGCUCUACAAGCCAUUUGGAUGGGCCUUCCUUUGUGCUCCCCCUUCUAUGGGCAUUGUUGGCCAAUACAGCAACACAAGUCAUCCACUUCUAUUGUCAUAGAGCAUAGCGGAGUAACAACUUGAAGUUCAAUUACUUGCUCGCCCCCUUACACUUGUCCCUUAUCCCCACCAUAUUUCUCUCGACUAGCUUGCGGAUGGGAAUAGUUUCUAUUUUCAAUUUGUAUCUAAAGCUUUCUGAAACAUAAGAAAAAACCUUCCAUCUUGCUUUGCAGAGACUGAGAGACCUAAUAAACUAGCAAC